AUGGCAAAACAAGAAGAGGUGAUUCUACUGGAUUUCUGGGCUGGCAUGUAUGGAAUGAAGGUCAGGAUCGCCCUUGCUGAAAAGGGUGUUUCAUACGAACACAGAGAAGAGGAUUUGAGGAACAAAAGCCAGCUUCUCUUGGAGAUGAACCCGGUUCACAAGAAGAUUCCGGUUCUCAUCCACAACGGCAAACCGAUCUGCGAGUCAAGCAUCAUUGUUGAAUAUAUCGAUGAAGUCUGGAAAGACAAAUCUCCAUUGUUUCCUUCUGAUACUUAUGGCAAAGCUCGUGCAAGGUUUUGGUCUGACUUUAUUGAUAAGAAGAUAUUCCUGAUUGGGAGGAACAUGUGCAUGACAACAGGGGAAGAACAAGAUGCAGCAAGGAAAGAGUUCAUAUAUUGCCUGAAACUGAUUGAAGGAGAGCUUGGAGACCAGCCUUACUUUGGAGGUGACAGUUUCGGAUGA
This is a messenger RNA of Lactuca saligna, 462 nucleotides long. The record is from the annotation of a GenBank genome assembly. Lineage: Eukaryota; Viridiplantae; Streptophyta; Magnoliopsida; Asterales; Asteraceae.